GUGUGGUGUGAAGUGUUCAUGCUGUCGCUUUGAUGAGGUUGCUAACUUGCUGUUGAGUUUCUGACCGUCGUCAAGAUGGAUCAGUGCAAAAUUAGGAGGUGCCUGAGCUCCGAAAUGCGUGCGUGAACACAAAGGUCCUCUGAGACUGUGGGUAGCCCACAGCUUUCCAUGGCCCCAGUUCGGUCUAACACCAUCGCCGCGUCCCCCGACCGCGUCGAGAGCAUCGCCCUGGCGUCGAACCUCCUCGCCGUGCACAGCACCGGCGUCUGUCCUGUCCACCGGCCAGCCGCUGACCCCGCCGUCUCCGCGCAGGCCCCGCGCCUAUCGCCUCCCCGCCAGCCGGGCCGCGGGAAGCCCGGCCGACGCCGAUCCGGUCCCCGCCUCCCUGGCAGCCUGCGCGCCGCCCAGUGAGCCCACAAAUACGUUGCUGGCUUGGGAGUACACUAGGACAAUUUACUUUGUCUCGGAGAUGGCUGAUGGUGAUUCAUCUGACUUCACCUUCUGCAAGGUUAGUUCUGCAGAAAAUGGUGGACAAUUAGGACCUCCUAAAGCCAUUCCUGUGUCAAGCAUUGAAAAGAAGAAUGCCACGAAAACUAAUGAUUCAGAUAAAGAUAGAAGGUCUGGUAGCAGCAUCAGCAUCAAUACAUCGACGCAAAACUAUAACAUGAAAGAUCCAGUUACACAAACAAGUAGUGGAGCAGAAUCAAAUGUGCCAUCUCAGGGAGAACCUUCAUCGAAGAAACCUGUAGUGCGAGCAAAAGUUCCUUUCGAGAAGGGCUAUAGCCAAAUGGAUUGGCUAAAGCUGACACGUACGCAUCCUGAUCUAGCAGGGCUUAAGGGGCACUCAAACCGAAGGUUAAUUUCUUUGGAAGAAGUUAAACAGCAUAAAACGGGAGACUGUAUUUGGACAGUUCUUAAAGGUCGUGUAUACAACAUUGCUCCAUACAUGAAAUUUCAUCCUGGAGGAGUUGAUAUGCUUAUGAAAGCCACUGGAAAGGACUGCACUGCUUUGUUCAAUAAAUACCAUGCUUGGGUAAAUGCAGAGUUCCUGUUGGAGAAGUGCCUUGUCGGAUUCCUUGAUCCCAACGAGUAGAUCUGCACAGUUCGGGCCAGAAUAGCAUCCAGUACAAUUUAUGUACCCUUGGACUCCUGGUGCAGUGGUGCUUAUGUGCAUUGGUCGAUGAAUAUGUGAUUAUUAAUUUUGUUUCAAAAAGGAAGAGGCAGGAAUAAAUUAAGUGACGUGUACAAUUUGAGUAUCAUUGGUCCUGGAGAUGAGAGAAAAUCCAGCAGUAUAGUAUGUCCAUAAUAUACAAGGUAAACUACAAGCCUGACGGAAUAUAUGCAGGCACAGCAAGAGCAUUGUCAAAAUGAUGGCCAAACUUAAGUCCCGUUGAAUUUUAGGUUAUGGUUGAAUGCAUAUGUUCAUUAAAA
This is a messenger RNA of Setaria italica (foxtail millet), 1431 nucleotides long. RefSeq names its product cytochrome b5 domain-containing protein RLF. Gene Ontology annotation, molecular function: heme binding. The transcript has 5 exons. Bases 470 to 1093 code for a protein of 207 amino acids. The record is from RefSeq and is a predicted model, not a curated record. NCBI's taxonomy places the organism in Eukaryota, Viridiplantae, Streptophyta, Magnoliopsida, Poales, Poaceae.